Aureobasidium melanogenum CBS 110374 is the source of this 375-nucleotide messenger RNA. RefSeq lists its product as uncharacterized. The coding region runs from base 1 to 375 and encodes 124 amino acids. The record is from RefSeq and is a predicted model, not a curated record. The transcript is spliced from 3 exons. NCBI's taxonomy places the organism in Eukaryota, Fungi, Ascomycota, Dothideomycetes, Dothideales, Saccotheciaceae.
AUGGAAUCCGGCGACACUACUUCACACGAUCAGAACAGUCCCUCAUCAGAUCAACACGAUGAAGAGGAAGCCACUGAUCCACAGGAGGAAAUGGAUCCAUUCGACUGGCAAAAGCUAGAGACCGAAUACUUCAAUGCUAUGGCGCAAUGCAAGGAAGAAGAAGACGCUCAUCUUCAAGAGUUUGCUUCUCUGUCACAAUUCUUUGGUGUUUGGGCAGAAACUAUCUCGGGUCAUGAACAGAAAAGAAGCCAUCAACGUCUGAGAACACAAAGCAGUUUUGUUAUGAGAAAGGAAGAAGAGCUCGAAGAACGCAGAAAACACUAUGUGCAAGUUGUCGAGGCGUUUCGUGCGGCCCUUUCUAUGCUCGAUCGUUGA